Molecule: messenger RNA, 1806 nt
Organism: Tetrahymena thermophila SB210
Lineage: Eukaryota; Ciliophora; Oligohymenophorea; Hymenostomatida; Tetrahymenidae
Exons: 21
Biological process (GO): positive regulation of MHC class I biosynthetic process; inflammatory response; positive regulation of transcription by RNA polymerase II
Molecular function (GO): protein binding
Source: RefSeq, a predicted model, not a curated record
AUGUAAAAACGUGAUAAUGUAAUUGGUGCAAUGGGCGUAUCAGGCUUAGGUUCUGCUUUAGCAAAUUGCAUUAAUCUCUCAAAUUUGACACUUCACCUUAAGUCCAAUUAAAUUGGUGCAAUGGAUGCAUCAGGCUUAUGUUCUGCUUUUAAAAAUGUAAUUAACCUCUCAAAUUUGACACUUGAUCUUUAUGGUAAUGUAAUUGGUGUAAUGGGUGCAUCAGGCUUAGGUUCUGGUUUAGCAAAUUGUAUUAAUCUCUCAAAUUUGACACUUGAUCUUUCGUGGAAUAAAAUUUGUGAUGAAGGUGCAUCAGGCUUAGGUUCUGGUUUAGCAAAUUGCAUUAAUCUCUCAAAUUUGGCACUUCAUCUUAAUGGCAAUUAUAUUGGUGCAAUGGGUGCAUCAAAAUUAUGUUCUUCUUUAGCAAAUUGCAUUAAUCUCUCAAAUUUGAUACUUCACCUUGGGUCAAAUUAUUUUGGUGAUAAAGGUGCAUCAGAAUUAGGUUCUGGUUUAGCAGAUUGCAUUAAUAUCUCAAAUUUGACACUUCACCUUGAGUGUAAUAAAAUUGGUGCAAUUGGUGCAUCAGGCUUAGGUUCUGGUUUAGCAAAUUGCAUUAAUAUCUCAAAUUUGACACUUCACCUUGAUUACAAUUAAAUUGGUGAUAAAGAUGCAUCAGGCUUAGGUUCCGCUUUAGCAAAUUGCAUUAAUCUCUCAAAUUUGACACUUCACCUUAAGUGCAAUAAAAUUGGUGCAAAGGGUGCAUCAAGCUUAGGUUCUGGUUUAGCAAAUUGUAUUAAUCUCUUAAAUUUGACACUUCUCCUUGAUGAAAAUUAAAUUGGUGAUAAAGGUGCAUCAGGCUUAGGUUCUGGUUUAGCAAAUUGCAUUAAUAUCUCAAAUUUAACAAUUAGCCUUUAUGAAAAUUAAAUUGGUGAUAAAGGUUCAUCCGAUUUAGGUUCUGUUUUAGCAAAUUGCAUUAAUCUCUCAAAUUUGACAUUUAACCUUAAUAACAAUUAAAUUGGUAAUAAAGGGGCAUCAGGCUUAGGUUCUGGUUUAGCAAAUUGCAUUAAUCUCUCCAAUUUGACACUUUGCCUUAAGUGCAAUAAAAUUGGUGCAAUGGGCGCAUCAAGCUUAGGUUCUGGUUUAACAAAAUGUAUUAAGCUCUCAAAUUUGACACUUAGCCUUUUUCGCAAUUAAAUUGGUGUAAAGGGUGCAUUAGGCUUAGGUUCUGGUUUAGCAAAUUUAAUUAAUCUCUCAAAUUUGACACUUGAUCUUUAUGAAAAUUAAAUUAGUGAUGAAGGUGCAUCAGGCUUAGUUUCUGCUUUAGCAAACUGUAUUAAUCUCUCAAAUUUGAAACUUGGCCUUGAGUGCAAUAAAAUUGGUGCAAUGGGUGCAUCAAGCUUAGUUUCUGGUUUAACAAAUUGUAUUAAUCUCUCAAAUUUGACACUUCUCCUUGGUGGUAAUUAAAUUGGUGAUGAAGGUUUAUCAGGCUUAGGUUCUGCUUUAGAAAAUUGCAUUAAUUUCUCAAAUUUGGCACUUCACCUUAAUGAAAAUUAAAUCGGUGAUGAAGGUUCAUCAGGCUUAGGUUCUGGUUUAGCAAAUUGCAUUAAUCUCUCAAAUUUGACACUUAAUCUUUGUUCGAAUAAAAUUGGUGAUGAAGGUUUAUCAGGCUUAGGUUCUGCUUUAGCAAAUUGCAUUAAUCUCUCAAAUUUGGCACUUCACCUUAACUAAAUGAAUGAAUAAGAAAAAUUCAAAGUAAUAAGCAAGUGUCUUAAAUCAAAAAGAUUAGUUGUCUUUAGAAAAUAAUUCUGA